Messenger RNA from Ictalurus punctatus (channel catfish), 6134 nucleotides. It is a transcript of the gene zbtb33, whose product is annotated as zinc finger and BTB domain containing 33. Gene Ontology annotation, biological process: regulation of transcription by RNA polymerase II. The record is from RefSeq and is a predicted model, not a curated record. Lineage: Eukaryota; Metazoa; Chordata; Actinopteri; Siluriformes; Ictaluridae. Bases 173 to 2092 code for a protein of 639 amino acids. Gene Ontology annotation, molecular function: protein binding; DNA-binding transcription factor activity, RNA polymerase II-specific; RNA polymerase II cis-regulatory region sequence-specific DNA binding. The transcript is spliced from 2 exons. Gene Ontology annotation, cellular component: nucleus.
UUUGAUUGAGCAGACAGAUGAUUCUGCGACUCCUGUUGGUUAUACAGAGAGUCGCAGCCUUUCCUUCAGCUCCAACAACAGACUUUUUGUUGUCUGCUGCCACAAACCAGCAUUGUGUGUUUUUUUUAAUUUAAAAAACAGAAGCCUGGAUACAGACGCUUCGCACUGCAGGAUGUCGAAAUUAAAGCUGAUAUCUGUAACUGACACACAGUUUCCUGUGUCAGUGCUAGAAGCCAUCAGUGAACAGCGAAACAACGGAUUAUUCUGUGAUGUGACCAUAAUUGUACAGGACCGCAAGUUCAGGGCUCACAAGACAAUGCUGUCGGCAUCUAGCACUUACUUUCGGCAGCUUUUUUCAGUCGCAGGACAUGUGAUUGAGCUAAAUUUUAUCAAGGCAGACAUAUUCGAAGAAGUCCUGAAUUACAUAUACACCUCAAAAAUCCACCGAAUUCGCUCCGACAAGCUUGAAGAUCUUAUCAACGCAGGCCAGAUCUUAGGAGUCAAGUUCAUUGCCAAUCUCGCGACCCCACUUUCGCAAGUCAAGGGACUACCUGGCUUGUCAAAAGAAGGAGACACCAGCAAUGUUAAUGCCGCUGAGAAAAAUGAAACCGGAGUGUUGAUUAUGCCGAUCAUCACAGAAUCCUUCUCUUUAUCUGCCGAGGAAUUCAAAAUGGUAAGUGGCAGUGUUGACAGAGAUGAUCAAGACAACGAUGUUCUUUUUGUCUCGGAGCUGGAAGCGCCGAAAGCUCAGAAGACAAAGCAAUCUCAGGUUAUAGAUUUGGACGAGGAGGAAGGGCCAGAGCCUAAAAGGCAAAAAGGCACAAAUGAGGAAGAACUGAAUCCUGAAAGGGAAAAAGAUCAACAUGAAGAGAGCAAGCUACCUUCAGAAGGUGAAGUGCCAAAGAAAUUCCAAGACAAACCACAAGCCCAAUCAAUCCCUGCAGCUGUUACUAUGUCCCCAAAAACCGUUGAUACUGUUAUGGUUUCCGAUGCAAGAUCCUCCACACAGAGUGCACCCGCUACCCCAGCUCAUGUGAACAGUCAUACCCCUGCCUCUCUAAAUACCACUCUGCCUAUGGAACCCAAUGAUGUGCUUGGAGUUCAGAAGAAGACGGUUUUGUUGGAGCAGUCACCAGAUCGGCCAGGCAAAAUCAGACUGUCAGAUGUGAGGCCAACCUUCAGCACUAAUAAUGGAACUGGGCUAGAUGCUGCUUUGACUAAGAAGACAAUUACAUUAGACAAAGCCUCAGAAAUCGAUUCGCUGUCAUCAGGAUGUAAGGUUUAUGCCAACAUAGGGGAGAACACCUAUGACAUUGUUCCUGUGAAAGAGUACUCGGGUGAAGGAGAAGCUCGCCCUGCCCCUGGACGAAAAUCACAGACCUCAAUGCACGGUGCAAGCAAUCUGACCACCGGCUCGCCUCGAGGUAAGAAAAAAGGUAAAUCGGAGCAAGAGGAUCAUUAUGAACUUAUUAUGGACGGAAAGACCUUUUAUGUGUGCAUUGUGUGCAAGCGUCCCUAUGUGUGCCUGACAAGCCUUAGGCGGCACUUUAACACACACUCCUGGGAGAGGAAGUACCCGUGUCAUUACUGUGACAAAGUAUUUGCUUUGGCUGAAUACAGAACCAAACACGAGAUCACUCACACAGGUGAGAGAAGGUAUCAGUGUUUACUGUGUAGUGAAACGUUCCUCAACUACCAAUUGUUGUCAUCACAUUGCAAGCAAAUGCACAAUCAAGACCCUUCAGGCAGGAAGGAGAAGGAUGACACGGACAAUAACUUGUACCGCUUACUUCCAUGUAAAACGCUGCAGUUCAAGCCGUACUCUUUCGUCUCGGGCGAGACCGGGGGGAUUCCGCUCAUUAAUGGAGAUGGGAUUGUGCAGCACGUUAGCCCUGGCAGGCCACAAUUCACAAACCAGGAACUCCCUUCCAGUCAGAGCAAAAUGUUGACCUGGAAUGACAUCUUUGUCGAGCCUGAUGCACACAAUCGACCAGGGGCUCAUUCACGACCCGAAGUCCCUCCUCGACCCGCAAACCAAAUGAACGCAGAGAACACGACAGAGUUUGAAUUUGUCAUACCAGAAACAUACUGAGCUGGCAUGUUCACAAUUCUGAGUACUAUGGUGCCUUUUAAUGUUCCAGGUUUAAAGAAAUAUCUUCUUGAAUUCAGUCAACUGGAUAAGUAAGUAAGUUAAUUGAACACAAAAUAGUCGUGUGAAAAAAAUAAAUACAUCCCAUGGAAAGUGUUGCUUUUUUUUUUUUUUUUUUACAUAUUUGAACAAGCAAACAUUUGAACAUUUGAAACAGUGCCUAUUAAUAAAGAUUAUAUACUUGAACAAAACCACAAGGAAAAUUAUACUUUUAAAAUAUUUAUUCAACAGAAAUAUCAAUAGAUGUGAUAUUCUUCUGUGGAAAAGUAAGUACACCCUUGGCCUUAGAAGCUAGUAUAGCCCCCUUUAUCAGAAAUAACUUGUAGGCAUUUUGCAAAAUUGCCCACCAGGCUUGCUGCAACUGAUAUUCUAUCAGUUGCAAGAUGUUUGAGGGUUUUCUUGCAUGUACUGCCUGUUUCAAAUCCCCCCACAACAUUUCAAUGGGAUUCAAAUCCAGGCUUUGACUAGUCCAUUCCAUAACCCUCCAUUUCUUCUUUUUGAGCCAUUCCUUGGUGGAUUUGCAAGUGUGCUUAGGAACAUUAUCCUGUUGAAAGGUCCAUUUUUUUGUUCAACUGUUGUACAGAUGGCCUCACAUUAUCUUCAAGCAUUCUUUGAUAUGAUGCAGAAUUCAUAGCUGAAUCAAUGAAUGCAAGUUGUCCAGUCCCUGUGGCAAUGAAGCAACCCCAAACCUUAACAUUUCCACCACUGUGCUUCACAGUUGGUAUGAGGUGCUGCUACCCAAAAGCUGUCUUUGGUCUGAGCCAAACAUGUCUGCUGUUACUGUCAUCAAACAACUCCUAUCUUUGAUUCAUCUGUCCAGAGAACAUGAUUCCAAAAGGCCUGGUCUUUGCCUACAUGCUCAUUGGCAAACUGUAGUCUUCCAAAGGCUUUUUCCAGGCACGCCUCCCAUGCAAGUCAGAUUUGUGCAAUCUCUUGUAGAAGCUUGCACUUUGACACCAACAGUUACUACCAAGACUUACUAGCAGUUACUACCAAGACUUACUGGCCAUUUGGCACUCAUUUGAAAUCUGCGCCAUUUGUAGAUUAUUUUCCUUACAGUAGAAUGAUGUAUUUCAAAUAAUUUGGAGAUCUUUUGAAAUCCCUUGCCAGACUCCUAAGCAUCCACAACCUUUUUUUCUGAAGGCCUUACAGAACUUUUUAGAUCUUUGAAUGAUGACACCACACACCUCAAUAACAAAGGGAACAUCAGACACUAGAUAUGAGACCAGUUUAAAUAAGACAGAUUACACCUGCACUUCCUAAGCAGGGUCUAAUCACUGGUACCCAAUCAUGAAAACCUGAUUAGAAUUUUAUGGAUUUGAAAGUGUGAUAAAUGUAGGGGUGUACUUACUUUUGCAGUGUGACUGAUGUUUUUUUUUGUUAAAUUGUGAAAAUUACUACAAAAUGUCAACUUUGUGUCAUUUGAUAGUGUAUCAACUUUAUUAAUUCUGUUUCAAAGAGUGUCAAAUGUUUAAUUGUCCAGGUAUAUCAAAAAGCCAACAAUUUCCAUGGGGGUGUACUUAUUUUUUUCACAUGACUGUAUGUUUACCAUUCAAGAUGGGGUUCAGGGGCUUUGUCAGAAUCAUGUGUUUGAAAUUGUUCUGUAGCUGUUACGUUUGUCUAAUGCUUUAAAUUUUGGCAGUACUUCUCAUACAACAAAUUUCUUUGAACUUUUACUUUAAAAGUACAGUGUGGGCUUGAUCAAAACAAAACAAACAAUAGUGACAGUGGUAAUUGAGGGAUGCUAUUUUCUUCCCUACAUUAGACUGGAUAUUCAUUUAUUGUAUGAAUAUUAUUUAAACCAUGCAAAUUAGGGCUGCAAUUAACGACUAUUAUGAUCGAAUAAUCUGUUGAUUAUUUCUUCGAUUAAUCGAUUGGGUGGAUUAAAAGACUGAUUUUUAUUUUCUGUAUUGUUUCCGGGGAAAAAAAACGUUAUUUCACAUUCUGCCCAAUGUUGUCCUUCAUUUGCACCACAUUGUGCAAAAGAUAUUAAAUGUAUCUAUGUGGGCUAUGCUAUACCUUGUGCAAAGGAUUUUAAAAAAUAUUAACAUUAUAUUUUUAAAACAAAAAAAACAACUGAUUGUCUACAAGCUUUAAAGCAGAAGUUAAAUCACCAUAUUAAAAAUGCUAAAGAAAGAAAAGAAAAACAAAAGCGCAAACUAAAUAAGAAGUUGAAUGAUCUGCAGUAACACAGACAUUCACUCAUCUGAACACAGUAACAUGUUACUUUAUUUUGUAAAUGUAUGACACUUCUUACAUUUAUAUACAAUUACAUGUUAUAACUUCAUUAGUUACUGCUCUCAUAAAAAACACAAUUACUUUUUCUAAAUAUAGCAUCAAACAACAUAUUUGAUCAAAAUGAACAUUUUAGUCAGCGUUAUUGCGCUUCCUUUCUAUUGCACGCUGUUUGACACACAUGCGUGGAUUUGCGCUCAUUCAUUGACGUUUAACGGAGACUCACUCGCUGUCAGGAUGAGACUUUUAUGUAAAAUGGAAAUACUGGCUUGAAUUUCUAACAUUUACAGAUAAGGAUAUAAAGGUAAAAAUUGAAUUUCUGCGCUGAAGAAAACAUGUCUGGAACACAUUAAACAGUACACGCGUCUGUCGCAGCAUCUAACACGACAAGCCACGUUAAUACACUCACGAGGUUGUUUGAAGCGCUUAAUAUAACAAACAUUAUCAUGUUUAAGACAACCUGGAUCGUGCACUUUUCCCACAGCAGCUCACGCUGUGACCUCCGCUGUUUUUCAGAUGUCUUUUAUUCAUAGAAAUGCGUUUUUCACCGUCGUGAAGUGACGUCACUGACAGGGGAUAUCCACAGUGAUGUCACAGACCCAAUUAAUCCAUAAUGAAAUUCAUUGUCGAUUAUUUUAAUUAUCGAUUUUAUCGAUUAGUUGUUGCAGCCCUAAUGCGAAUAAGCCAUUUAUUGCAGUAAGUCAGAACUAAAUGACAUCAAGAAAACAAAGCAUUUCAUAGUGCUGUGAAAGUAUUGAAUUGCUGGAAAAAAAUUAUGAAUGGUAUCAGUGGGGAAAUGGUAUGAGUUAGGGUAAUGAGUACAGAUGUUCUUUUUAGUUCAGUUUCAAUUUUGGCAUAGUUUGCAUUGUGAGAUUCAUUUUACACAAUCAUGUUCAACACUUUUACAGUAUUACUAGCUUGGAGGAACUUUGAUAAUGUUUAGAUUGAGUAACUUAAUGAUGAGUCUGAGAGCACACCAUUUAUAAAGUUUGCAAAUGACCAUGUAUUAUAACGCCAACACAGAAAACGUGGACAAAUGUGCAGAAGAUUAAUUAUUACAGUUUAGUGCUGGAGACAUUGACACAUUCUAUGAACAAAAUUGUUUGUGUUUUGGGUCUUUCAUUAUGAUCAUUCAAUAAUUUAUAAAACAAUAAUACACUUGUUCCAUUACAGAGACCAUUCAUUUUAUACGAUAAUCUUGGUUUUCUUGUCUAGCAUAAAGAAACAUUUUUGUAUUUAUGAUUUGAUUGCAGAGGAGGAUAGAAGACAUUGGUGAAUGUUAGUAAUAUGUCCAUUAUUUAGCAGAUGGCACUUGUAAAAUUGUACAUUUUUAUUUAUAUGCUGGCCAUAUACGGCUGUGGUCAUUUCCAUCAAAAGUGUAACGAAUGAAAAUGAAUUAUUGUGAAUUAAUGAAGUAAAGUGGAUGAGCCUCUACUCAGCAGAUCAUUAUCCAAGUGUAACAGGAGGAGUAAUUUGUUGUUGUUUUUUUUUCCAUGUGUUUUUCUAUAUUUCCUUCUUACAUAUACAUGUAUGUAUUCCAUUGUAUUCUAGUUAGUAGGUAAUGGUUUGGAUUGCUAGGAUGAUCAUGUGACUAAAUAUUGCCACAUUCAUAAAGUGAGUGCUCUAACAUUUGUUAAUCUUGCAUAUUAACAAAUUUUUGUUCUACUAAAGACCAAUUUAAUUGUUUCUAUUUUGUUCAACUAUAUUUAUUAGGUGCUGUACAAUGUGAAAUAAAACUUUAGAGUACUUA